GGCUGCGGGAAUGAGGUAAAGGCGGGCGGGGCGCGCGGCAGGAAGCGGCGAGCGGAGCGCGGCGAGCGGGCCCAUGGCGGACACGGCGGAAGCACAUGAGGAGCAUGAUACUUCUACUGAAAAUGCAGAUGACUCUAACCAUGAUCCUCAGUUUGAGCCCAUAGUUUCCCUUCCAGAGCAAGAAAUAAAAACUCUGGAAGAGGAUGAGGAAGAACUCUUUAAGAUGCGAGCAAAGCUUUUCCGGUUUGCAUCUGAGAAUGACCUUCCAGAGUGGAAAGAACGAGGAACUGGUGAUGUGAAACUCCUGAAACACAAGGAGAAGGGAACAAUUCGCCUCCUCAUGAGGAGGGAUAAAACCCUUAAAAUCUGUGCAAACCAUUACAUCACACCCUUAAUGGAGCUGAAGCCUAACGCUGGGAGCGACAGGGCGUGGGUCUGGAACACACAUGCUGACUUUGCAGAUGAAUGCCCCAAGCCCGAACUUCUGGCAAUCCGAUUUCUAAACGCAGAGAAUGCACAGAAAUUCAAGGCAAAAUUUGAAGAAUGCAGGAAUGAAGUAGGCAAGACAGCAAAGAAAGGUCCUUUUCCCAAAUUUUGCAAAUGUAUAAUCAUGCAAGUAUAAUAUUUACUGGUUUUUAUAGUUAGUGUGUGAGAUUGUUCACAAGUCUAACAGAUUAUUGCACCUUUCUUUAGAAUUGCCUUUGUAAUGAAGUAUGUCAUCAUGUAAAUAAACAUUUCUGCCUUUCUGAAGUACAGAC
Messenger RNA from Lonchura striata (white-rumped munia), 758 nucleotides. The record is from RefSeq and is a predicted model, not a curated record. Lineage: Eukaryota; Metazoa; Chordata; Aves; Passeriformes; Estrildidae.